Molecule: messenger RNA, 318 nt
Organism: Lepus europaeus (European hare)
Lineage: Eukaryota; Metazoa; Chordata; Mammalia; Lagomorpha; Leporidae
Product: serine protease inhibitor Kazal-type 6-like
Exons: 5
Coding region: 1-318 (105 amino acids)
Molecular function (GO): protein binding
Source: RefSeq, a predicted model, not a curated record
AUGAAAAUAUCAGGUGUCUUCCUGCUCCUCUCUCUGGCUCUUUUCUGCUUUUUCUCAGGUGUCUUCACUCAAGAAGGCAAGGACAAAAGAGGCUGGAUCACAAGAUCAGAGGGCCGAUUGCGAGGGAAAGGUGUCUUAAGGAGACGCCUCUUUCAAAUUGACUGUGCCGAGUUCCGUGACCCUAAGAUCUUCUGCACCAGGGAAUCUAAUCCCCACUGUGGCUCAGAUGGCCAGACCUAUGGCAACAAAUGUGCCUUCUGUAAGGCAGUGGCGAAAAGUGAUGGGAAGAUUAACCUAAAGCAUCGUGGGAAAUGCUGA